Recurvomyces mirabilis is the source of this 591-nucleotide messenger RNA. RefSeq lists its product as uncharacterized. The record is from RefSeq and is a predicted model, not a curated record. Lineage: Eukaryota; Fungi; Ascomycota; Dothideomycetes; Mycosphaerellales; Teratosphaeriaceae. The coding region runs from base 1 to 591 and encodes 196 amino acids. The transcript has a single exon.
AUGGCAGAACAAUACCAGAAGGCUAGAGCCAAGAUCUAUGAAGCUCACAGCGAGGACCCGAACAAGCACAAGACUAACGAUGGAGAAGAAGUGCCGUACGAGACGCAUUAUGCAGAGCAGAUGGAGGGCUACCUGGACAAAAGAGCUCCAGACGCAUCUGAAAUUCUGAAAUUAGCUGUCUGCGGUCAGCAUUUCCGUCGCUGGGAGGUGCCUCGUGACAGCUAUCCAAUGACAAGGAUUGGUUAUCACACUUGGCGAACGCACCUGAAGAAGCGGCAGGCACAGCUCGUGAGCCAAAUAUUGGAUGAGUGUAGGUACGAGAUGAAGGACAUCAACCGGUGCAUAUCAUUGAUCGAGAAGGAGGGAUUGAAGCAGGGAGAGGAUGAGGUACAAAUACUGGAAGAUGUUGCCUGCUUGGUGUUUUUGGAUGACCAGUUUGAGCAGUUCAAGGACAAGCACGAUGAGGAGAAGAUCGUGAAUAUUUUGAAGAAGACCUGGGUGAAGAUGUCGAAGCAAGGCCAAGAUUUGGCUCUCCAGAUCCCGAUGACAGAGGAGUGUAAAGCGCUGGUCCAGAAAGCUUUAGCUGCAUGA